AUGACGACUGGAGAAUACCAUCUACUUGAGAUGAUACGAUUUUACGAAACACAAGCUAGAGAGGGGGCCACAGUAGACUUUCUCAAAGAUGAGAUGGCUCUUGCAAUUCGAGGUCUACACCGUCGAGUAGCGGAAGUCUCACCAAAUUUAACUUCGGAGUCCGGUAAAAUGCUGCUACUUGACACCGAGAGUCUGAUUCGCGACAAUCAGCUGGAUAUCACUCGGAGGCUUUCCAUUCUAGUCGCAUCUCAAGAGCGAUUCCAGGGCAUAGAAAAUAUGAUGCAGCAAGUGGAUGAAUCUGGUCAAGAUUUUACCGUCGACUUUACCGAUGACUUAGCCUCUGGAUUGGAUGUCAUGAGAGAUCUCAAAUCUACCUCUAAUCCAGGCAAGGUGACUAGCCUGGCAAGAAGUAUACUCAGGUACUGCGAGGAAAUAGACAAGCAAUUCGUGGAGGCCUUUGGAGCUCAAUAUUCGUCGUAG
Molecule: messenger RNA, 480 nt
Organism: Penicillium verhagenii
Lineage: Eukaryota; Fungi; Ascomycota; Eurotiomycetes; Eurotiales; Aspergillaceae
Exons: 1
Coding region: 1-480 (159 amino acids)
Source: RefSeq, a predicted model, not a curated record